UUUCCAAAGUCUAACAUCAAUGCUAUCCUGGAGAAGUUGGCUGUCAGGCUGGGCUCAAACAAAGAAGAUGUACGAGCUUUCUUUGCCAAAACAGAUCCUGCUGGUUCUGGUUACAUGUCGUAUGAGAAGUUCAGAGAGAUGGCACUCAGCAUUGAACCAACACUCACUGAACAUGAGAUCAUCACAGUGGCUAGACAGUUCAGUGAUCGAAGGUCAGAUAUUGUUCUGGAUGUUGAUAAGUUGACAUCUAUAAUCCAAGAAGAACUAAGAAAGAAAAACUUUGAGGGAUUUGGAACACUUAUAUCGUCUUUGAGACAUCUGGAUAAAGACUGCACUGGAUUCUUGAGCAGAGACGAUAUCAGAAGGGAGUUUAUUGCCCAGCAUGUGCCCAUUUCUGAUGAUAUGUUGCGAGCUGCACUGUCAGUAGCCAAGACAUCAGAAAAUAACAAUGAAGCCAUCCUGUAUGAGGAUUUUGUCAACUCAUUCAACUGGCGUGACUUCCCAGCACCACCUGCUCAGUACCAGUCUGCCGUCGGUGAUGAAGAAUGGUGCCGAUCCAAACCCCAGAGUAAAAUAGAACAAGUUCAUUACCAGUCCUUGUUGCAGCGACUCUUUAGUAAUGCUAAAGAUAAUAUCUAA
This is a messenger RNA of Candidula unifasciata, 639 nucleotides long. The record is from the annotation of a GenBank genome assembly. Lineage: Eukaryota; Metazoa; Mollusca; Gastropoda; Stylommatophora; Geomitridae.